Osmerus eperlanus (European smelt) is the source of this 935-nucleotide messenger RNA. Its product is annotated as low affinity immunoglobulin gamma Fc region receptor III-B-like. Gene Ontology annotation, cellular component: plasma membrane. The record is from RefSeq and is a predicted model, not a curated record. Gene Ontology annotation, molecular function: transmembrane signaling receptor activity. Lineage: Eukaryota; Metazoa; Chordata; Actinopteri; Osmeriformes; Osmeridae. Gene Ontology annotation, biological process: cell surface receptor signaling pathway.
AACAGAUAUAUAGGAACGUUCUUGGUUCCCUCCAGAGGUUCAGUGUUCACCGUGAAAGACGGACUGAGUCCAGGAUGAAGCUGCUCCUAAUCCUCUUCAUUGCUGCUCUACCACACUGGGAGGUGCAUUCAGCGCCUCUGGCCGUGGUUCAGCUUGUGACGGGGGCUCACCAUGUCUUCUCGGGGGAGAAGGUCGUCCUGAGGUGUGUUGUGGACCAGGAUUUCUACCAGGCCAUGCAGUGGUUCAGGGGCCCCGAGCUGCUGUAUGAGGCCCAGGAGCUCACCCUGUGGCAGGCCAGCCUGGACCAGAGUGGGUCCUACCUCUGCCAGGGCUUCAGGAAGACCCCCAGCACUACCUUGUACACCAACAUCAGCCAGCCUUUCCACAUAGACGUGGACGGUGGAUGGGCCAUCCUGGAGUCUCCGCCCCCGUUACUGCUCGUCGGGGACGACCUGGAGGUGAAUUGUCGUCUCCGUGGGAACCACGUGCCUAGGCAGGUGAUCCUGUACCGGGAUGGCCAGGAGGUUCUGAGGAAGGAGGGUCCGAGCGCCGCUGCGCUGAGCCUCACCAACCUCACUCUGCAGGACACAGGGUCAUACAGCUGCAGGGCCACCUGGGCAGCCAGAGGGCGCUCCAGAGCAGCCCAGUCAGAGCCCACCAGGAUGACAGUACGAGAGAUCCUGACAGAACCAAAUCUACUGGUGAACCCCUACAAUCGGUUUCCUCCAGGCAAGAUGCAGCUGGUCUGCGAAGUGGAGUACCACGCCCACCCUCCCGCCCCACCUGUCUACUUCUUCCACCGGAACGGCCCCAUCAUGAGGCCUGCCACCACGGAAAGCAGCAUCUUUGUCCCCACCCUCCGUGGAGACUUUCACUGCAGAGUCAAAGUACCUCUGCUGAACAUAGAGAGACUGAGUCAGGUCACCACUGAGUAA